This is a messenger RNA of Thermothelomyces thermophilus ATCC 42464, 5754 nucleotides long. RefSeq lists its product as uncharacterized. Gene Ontology annotation, biological process: positive regulation of transcription by RNA polymerase II. Gene Ontology annotation, cellular component: nucleus. The transcript is spliced from 5 exons. Gene Ontology annotation, molecular function: transcription factor binding. Lineage: Eukaryota; Fungi; Ascomycota; Sordariomycetes; Sordariales; Chaetomiaceae. The record is from RefSeq and is a predicted model, not a curated record. Bases 485 to 5749 code for a protein of 1754 amino acids.
CCCGCCUCUUCCCUUCCACCCUCCCUUGCCGUACCGUGCCGGCAGCCUUCACCCUCUCUUUCGUCAACACAAACACGCUUCACCAUCGACCGCACUGGCAUCCCGGGACACGACAGCCGUAACGGUUGGCCACACCCACGCCAACUCGUCGACACAUGCCUCACGGAGCCUUCGACGCUCGGAUUGUUUAGGUGUACGGAACGUGGAGGAACGUGCGAGUUGCGGAAACUCACAGCGGGAGGCACCAUCCCAUGUGAUGAAUUGAAGGUCGGAUCGUGUAGCCUCGCCGCCCGCCCUGGUUCGCCGCUCCACCACGUCCGGUAGGCGUUAUUCUACUUCCCGAUCGGUGGCUUCUCACCAUUUCGUGAACAGGGAGAUCGAGGACAUAUCUAGCCCGUCCCCGUUGCCCGGCAUGUCUGCCGCCGGUCGUCAUAGUUCCCGGAGCCGUGCUGGGUCAAGCACCGCCGCCCACGAGAAGGGACGAAUGGCCCAAUUGCACGGCUACGCCAUGGCACCACCGAAGCCCAGCAACGUUGGCCGCUACUUCGAACCAUGCGCCGCCACCGCGUCCAUGUUCCUCUAUGCUCAGGGGACCUCGGUGGUGUGCUGCCACUACGACACCCUCGCGAUCGAGAGACGGUUUGCACGACACUCGGAGGAGGUGCAGCUGCUGGCCGUCGACAACCACAGCGACAUCGGGGCGGGGAGAUUGGUAGUCAGCUACGACGCGGGGCAGACGGCCAUUGUGUGGGAUCUCCUGACCGGAGAUGAAGUCGCCCGAUUCGCGUCCUAUGAGAAUCUCACAUGCGCCGCUUGGAUGCGCAACGGCAAUGUCGCCUUUGGGAAUACCCAAGGCAAUGUGAUCCUUUUCGAGCCCACAACGUCGGAGCACCUCUCCGCGAGGACGAUCGACCAGAUUCCCAUCACCGCCAUCUCACCGGCGGCCGACUGCAGGACCUUUGCCAUCGGCUACCAAAACGGUUCGCUUUUGAUCGCGACGCUCCAACCACGGUUCACAAUCUUGCACAAUCUUAGCACGUCAAGGGGCCCGUCUCCCAUCGUGACCCUAGCAUGGCAUGCCUCAUCUUCCCGGUCAAAAUCGGAUAUGCUGGCGGUGCAGACGAACGACGGCGACCUCCGUGUCUGGAGUGUGUCAAAGACCCACAACGCGGAAGACGGAGCCAAGGUCGUGCGCAUCUUGAAGAGGACAGAAAACUACAUCCCGGGCCCCAAAUGGAUGGGCUGGUCUAAGAACGGCCGCAUCAUUCAGUACUCGGAAGGCGAGACAAUAUCAUGGGACGUGCGAACGAAGCAUGUCACGUACGAUACGAUCCCGACCUUCGAGACUGUUCGUGGCCUGGCCGUUUACGGCCCCGGCGCCACGCUCUUCACGCUCGGAGCCAACAAUACGGUCCAGCAGUUCGACCUCAACGCUCCAGCCAUGCUUGUGCAGAACGUCCAACACCCAGCGAACCUGCUCCCUCCGUCUCCUCCCAUCUCGUUGGAGGCAGAAGAUAAGAGCCAGCCGAGCAACGCGUCCGAGUCUGAAUCCCAGGUCGAGAUCGCGUUCCGUCCGUCCGAUAUCUCGGACCAGGAAGAAGACGGCAGGUCGCCGCUGGCACGCUACCUCCAAAACGAAUCGGACACCGAGAUGUACCGUCCCGCCACUCCGACAUCGAACAUCUCCCGCUCGACGGUGUCGAUUUCCUCCUCGACAUCCCAGAUGGCGCAGAGGCGGUAUCCGGCGUCUACCGUCUCGCGGACCAUGACCGAGAACACGUACAUCUCGACCGGCUCGUCACUCCGAUCGGGCACCCAACCUCGGGAGAGGAGAGAGGGGGAGUCUCUGUCGACGACGAGCUCCAUGUCGAUGGGGAGCUCGCAUUACCACUCUGCACGCAAGCCCUCGAGGCUGCGCAACGAGGUGCCGCGCAGUCCCGAGGACACGCGAGCCGUCGACCUGUUCAAGUUCACAAAGAGCCGCCUUGCCGACGUGCCGUACAAGGCCCCAUCCUCCGACCACGGCCGUCUGACCAACGACGACCUGCGGCGACAGAUGCUCAGCACAAUCUUUGGGUGGCACAAGGAAGUUGACGAACUGGUUCGGGACGAGAUGUCUCGCCACCCCCUGGGCUCGACGAGCCGCAUCUUGCUGGCCAAGUGGCUGGGCGACAUGAGCACGGAUAUCAUGGCGAUGGGCUCGGAGAACAUGACCUCGUCUGACUGGAUGAUCCUAGCGCUGAGCGGCAUCGGCGGACAGGCAUCCCAAUACAAGCUGGGCCGCGCCUACGUGCAGCGACUCCUGGAGAGCGGCGACGUCCAUACGGCGGCCACGAUCAUGGUGGGCAUGGGCGACCACCAUGAUGCCAUCGAGAUCUACGUCUCGCACAAAAAGUACAUGGAGGCACUCAUCCUUACCUGCCUCUUCUUCCCCUCGGCCUGGGAACGGCAGGAACAGAUCGUCAAGAAAUGGGGCGAGUGGGCGGUGCAGCACGGCCAGCAGCAACUCGCUAUCCGGUGCUUUGCUUGUACCGGCCGCCAGUCGACCGAGCCCUGGACCUCCCCGUCCGCCCAACAGCUCACCUUUCCCAGCAUCACCCAGACGGUCCCCGAGCUGGCCAGCCCUCCGCUCUCCCCUCCUGUAGUGAACCACGGGCCGCAGAGGAGUAUCGCCAAGAACUCGUCGCUGAAGCUCAUCACUUCCUUUGACGGCCAAGUCAAAAACAAGUUCACGAGGAACGUCGACGACGGAAGGACGCCGAUCGCCGGUGGAGCAACCCCCAUCCUGGAUUCGGCUCUUUCUCCUGGCGGUGCCGACCCAACCACUGCCAUCCUGCGAGGAAACCGCAGCCAGUUCAACACACCGGCCACCGCCCGCCCCGCGCACGGGUUCGGUCGCGAACGCCUGCCUUCGAUCGGCGAGGCUCCCGAUUCGGGCGGCGGCGGCGGUCGAGAUCUGCUGACCUCGUCGGUAACGCGGAAGCCCGAGGAUCCUCAUGCCAACGCGCUCCGGUCGAUGGAGGAGGCGCAGGAUGGCGCCAUCAGGAGGCUCGAGCAGACGCGGCCGAACACGGCUAGCCCAAGGUUAGUGAAGGACAAGGCGAAGGGACACCCGCCCCCGUCUCCCUCGCCAGCAGCCGUGGCUGCUCUAAUGGAAGGGGGGAGGUCCAAGAGGAACGGGUCUCGCAAUCGGAUCCCCGAAGGCGUCGACUUGUCCCUCCCCUCGUUUAAGGAUUCGCUGCUGGAGGACCUCACGUCGCCGGAGCCGUCAGCAAACUCCUCCAUCCGGUACCACUGGCCAUCCAGGCGGAAAGGGCCAGGGUCCGUGGCCAGCUCUGUGAGCAUGGCGUCGGCGGCCUCGAGCGCGGCAAGGAGCCAGCGCGGGCACCAUCGCGAGCAUGGAAGAAGCCUAGACGAGUACAUCCAUAGUCUGGACGCGGCACAGACCCGACAGAAGACCCGGGGGGGCAGCCGGGACGGUCGGCACGCGCGUGACGCCAGCCUGUCGCGCAAUGACGGCCGUGACAAGUCGCUGGAUCGCGGGCGGGCCACAACCCGGAACUACACGCCAAAAGGCGGCAAGCGCUCACCAAAGUCACCGGUGCCCAUGUCGCCAGAGGAUCUCAUCAACUUGGUGACGCCCAAGGAGGACCAGCACCAGCACCAGGACCAGAACCAGGACCAGCACCAGCACCAGCACCAGGCGCGCCAGGGCGGUUCCGGGAACGGGCCGAUGUAUGACUCCAACGACGAGCUGGAGCCGUCAAGCCAGCCGAGCACCGUGAGAAAGGUGGGAUACGCGAACCGCGACGGGUCCCGCGUAAGGGGUUCCAGCCGCCGUACAGCCAGCCGAAACGGCCGCGGUUCGAGUCGCGCCCGCAGCCCCGGCAAGCGCCACCUCCCGCCUUCUCUGGAGCUCCGUGGCCGCUCUGCUUCGCGUGGCCCGCCCUCGAACAGGUCGCCGUCCUCGCCGCAGCCCAUGUCGGCGAGCAACCUGCAGCACCACUACGCCUCCGACGACGCCCCCGACGACGACGACGAUUACGACGACGACGACGACGAGGAGGACUAUCGACGGGCGCUUGAGGAUCAGGAGAGGUUCCGGCAGAGGAACAACCGGAGCAACAGCAGCGCUCGGCGCGGAGAGGCCAUCGCCUCUCCGGUCUCGGCUCGGUCGAGCGCAUGGUCGACCCGGGAGUCGGGCAGGGAGAGGUCCGAUAUUCGUCGGACUACGUCGCACGCCGGAUCCGAGAGCUCUUCUCGGCGCAACAAGGCCGGCGUCCCGAUGCAGACCCCGGCCCCGGCGGCCGUGCAGCUCGUCACGGACAGCUCGGGAGACCUCAAGGUCAUCAAGGACGAGAGACAGCUGAAGAAGGAGGCGGCUGCGCGCGAACUCGAGGCCCGCCGGAAGUCGCUGGCAAGGAGGCCGUCGGCCCCGCCGAUCCUGCAUCCCAGCGAGAUCACGCCCGGGCCGGGGACCAACAACAACGGUAGUACCAACAACAGCACGCGACCCACCCUCAUGGAGCUUCCCAGCACGACGUACGUGCCCCCGAAGAAGGAGGACCUCCCGUCACGCAGCGCGAGUGUGGAUGCCAACGCCGGGAGGAGCAUGUUUGCGAACCGCAACGGACCGGCAGCGAUCGGGCUGCCGGCGACGCCGAGGGCGAUGCGAUUGGUGAUGGAGUCGGAGCCGAGCAGGAAGAAGGUUCCCGUCCCGCCGAUGCCGACCAGCUUCUCCCAGGCCCCGCCCGCCGCGCCGGCGCCGUCGCAGAGUGAGUCGCAAAGUGAGUCGCAGAGCAGACGAUCGCCCGGGACCGCCGAGAAGGAGCGAAAGGAUGAGGAUAUUCCCCUCCUACUCCCGUCGACGGUCUACACUCCGCCCCCACCGGCCAAUUCUCGGGUGGCAGCCCAGAUCGGGAGGUCCAUGUCCGCCCCGCCUGCAGACUUGGUCCAGCCCCAAGGCCACUCCAGGCGUCCCUCGGCCAUGAACCCGACGCCUACGGGACGAAGGCCGUCACACGACGCGAACGCUGCCGCCCCGAGCCGGAGACCCUCGCACGAUGCGAACAUCCCGCCUCCUCCGCCCCCUCCGCCGCCCGCCCCGCCCGUACUCAAAGAGCUACAGCACCUGGCCCAGCCCCCGCCGCCACCUCCGGCACCCCUUCCGCACGUUAGCGGGCCCAAGCCGGUCGUCUAUGGUGGUAGCUCGGGCUUGAUUGAAAUUGUCAUGGACGAUGACCAGCCCGAGCAGCAACAACAACAACAACAACAACAACAACAGCAGCAGCAGCAGCAGCAGCAACAACAACAACAGCAGCAGCAGCAACAACAUCAACAACCCCCUCCACCUCCGCCUCCACCGAUCCCCGCCGCCAUCCCCGUCAGCGAGUCCACGGUGCCCAUCAUCUCGCCUCCCAACCCGCGGCAGAACCACAACCGGGGGCGCAGCAGUGUCGACAACAGCAUCGGUGCGCGCAUCACGCGGGCCACGGAGCGCAUGCGGUCGGCCAGCCGCAGCCGCGCGUCGUCGUCGGCGGCGGUCAAGUCGCCCCCGCCCCCGCCCGAGAUGAUGACGAUGGGCACGGCGCCGCCGUACGAGAGCGUGCAAAUCCAGCCGCCGCACGUGAGCAUGAUGAACUACCGCGCGCAGAACCAGGUGGUCUAUCAGCAGGUGCAGGCGCAAGUGGCGCAGCAGGAGGGGAGGAACGAGUACCGCACCGGGCUGCACCAGAGCGAGAUGAUUUGAGUCGG